This is a messenger RNA of Fusarium musae, 837 nucleotides long. RefSeq lists its product as uncharacterized. The record is from RefSeq and is a predicted model, not a curated record. Lineage: Eukaryota; Fungi; Ascomycota; Sordariomycetes; Hypocreales; Nectriaceae. The coding region runs from base 1 to 837 and encodes 278 amino acids. The transcript has a single exon.
AUGCCGGACUCUAGCAUGACCAGUCAUGAUGGCUCAGAGUCAUGCUUCGCUUUCCCUGACUCUCGCACUGCACUGACUUUCUUCAACAGCGACCUGACGGACUCUGUUCUAGCGAGUGAUGAGGGUUUCGUCAGUGACGAUGACGAUCCUGAUGAUGAGUCCUCCAUCCCUUCGGCCUAUUUAGCAGCAUUCCCUGUUGAACGGCCUCUGUCACCACUGCCCGAGUCUAGGAAUACCAGCACGUUGUCGAUGAGCUCAGAACUCGAUAGUAGCUCACAGCAUGGUCUAUCUGAAAGCGACUCAGAUAUCGAUAAGCCGGGAACCCCAGUUACAUCUCCCGAUCACGGCUGUUUGUCCUCAGACUCUUCUGGUUCUAGUUCUGAAAGCGACGACGACUCUGACAUCCUCGCGCCCCCUCGUCGUCAUUCCCAAGAAGGCGAUAGCCCAGAUGAGCCACCCAGAACCUCUACGAUCGUGUCACCGACACAGAAUUUCAAUCCAGAAACGGCUUCCGAGCCUUACUGGGACCUGCCGUCGUAUCAUGUGCACCAACUCGACUGGAAGCAUCCGGUCCAUGCUGAUAGGCUCCGCGAGCGCAGUGAACAACAUGACAGUGAGAUCAAAGCACUGUUUUGGGACACGAACCACAUUUUCGGGCCGACGGAUACUUCUGGGAGCCCUCGGUAUAGAAAAGAGCUGAGGGACUGGCGAAGAUCACGCCGAGAAUAUAUCAUGACCAGACCAAGUGCUCAGAAACAAGCGCAGGAUGAACGGUAUCUACUGGCGUUGUCGGAUCUUAUUGACAAAAGAGACAGGUUCUUUAGCAAGAAACGCUAG